Messenger RNA from Nerophis lumbriciformis (worm pipefish), 348 nucleotides. The record is from RefSeq and is a predicted model, not a curated record. NCBI's taxonomy places the organism in Eukaryota, Metazoa, Chordata, Actinopteri, Syngnathiformes, Syngnathidae.
AUGAACUUGCGUCUUUUCCCACUUUUUAUGCUCUUCUUAGCCGUAUCGCAGUUUUUUUGCGAGGACAACGACCUCCAAGAAGUCGAUGACUACUGGAUGAACAACAACCAAAUCCUGGAUGGCUGGAUAUCCACUGACCCAUUCAGAGAAAUUCUUUUAAGGAGAACAAGAAAGCCACGGCCACACCAGUUUGUCGGCCUGAUGGGGAAGCGCUCCAUGGCAAAGACAGAGAUUCCACGCAAAAGGCAUAAAGUCAACUCUUUUGUUGGUUUGAUGGGGAAGAGAGACCAAGAAGAGCCAGAUUCUCACGAGUGGAGCACAUUCCAGAUGUACGACAAGCGCCGCUAA